ACCCGGCUGACAGUAGCAGCUGGGAGCUUGCAAUACCUGGGAGCUGAAUCGCAGCGAACUUGCAGUACCUCGGAACCAACUCUCAGUGAACUUGGCAGUGCCUGCUGGUGACACAAAGCUACAGCCUGAAGCCAUGGGAGGGGACCUAAUAGUGAAGAUGCUGGGAGAGGAGUUUCUGGUACCCCUGAGGGACGACAUGACCUUGUUAGGAUUGAAGCAGCAAAUCACUCAGAAGAUCAGAGUGCCUGCCUUCCAGCAGCACCUGGCCCACCCAGAUGGUACUGUGCUGCAGGAGAGAGGCUCUCUCAUCAGCCAGGGCUUGGGUCCUGGCAGCACCGUCCUGCUGAUGGUGAAGAACUGCAGUGAGCCCUUGAGCAUCCUGGUGAGGAAUGACAAGGGCUGUAGCAGGAUCUAUGAGGUCCAGCUGACGCAGAGUGUGGCACAACUCAAGCAGCAAGUGUGCAAACAAGAGGGAGCACGGGAAGAUCUGUGCUGGCUGAGCUUUGAGGGGAAGCCCAUGGAGGACCAGCGCCUGUUGGGAGAGUAUGGCCUCAAGCCCCAGUGCACCGUGUACAUGAACUUGCGUCUGCGGGGAGGUGCAGCAGGGCCUGGAGGGAUCCAGCACUGGUAAUAAAAGAAUGCAAAGAGAAA
Molecule: messenger RNA, 651 nt
Organism: Dipodomys spectabilis (banner-tailed kangaroo rat)
Lineage: Eukaryota; Metazoa; Chordata; Mammalia; Rodentia; Heteromyidae
Gene: Isg15
Product: ISG15 ubiquitin like modifier
Exons: 2
Coding region: 134-631 (165 amino acids)
Biological process (GO): ubiquitin-dependent protein catabolic process
Cellular component (GO): cytosol
Molecular function (GO): polyubiquitin modification-dependent protein binding
Source: RefSeq, a predicted model, not a curated record